Messenger RNA from Nelumbo nucifera (sacred lotus), 2604 nucleotides. NCBI's taxonomy places the organism in Eukaryota, Viridiplantae, Streptophyta, Magnoliopsida, Proteales, Nelumbonaceae. The record is from RefSeq and is a predicted model, not a curated record.
AUGGAGUUCCUCCUGCUUCUUUUCUUCAUCUUCAUCUCCAGCAUUACCACAACCUUCUUUGUCUCCUCUGCCCCCGUCCAGUUCACUCCCCCCGACAACUACCUUAUCGACUGCGGCUCCUCCACCACGACCACCCUCCCCGACGGUCGAGUCUUCCUCUCCGACCAACGGUCAGCCAGCUAUCUUUCUUCCAAAGACGACAUCCAAGUUUCCGUCAUUUCUGUUGAUGGCGUCCCUUCCUCUCUUUAUUUCACGGCCAGGAUCUUUGUCCAGAAAGCCACCUAUGCUUUUCGUAUGUCCAGGCCCGGCUGGACUUGGAUCCGUCUCCAUUUCUUCCCCGUCAACAACACCGAAUUCAACCUCCGAAACUCAGCCUUUUCUGUCUCCACCGAUGAUGUUGUCCUCCUCCACAGCUUUAGUGUCAACGACGAUACUGGCUGGGUCAUGAAGGAAUACCUACUUAAUGUCACCACUGAGCGUCUUAGCAUCAAUUUCCUUCCCAUGAAGAACUCCGUUGCCUUUAUCAAUGCUAUUGAGGUGGUAUCGGCUCCGGACAUCUUGAUUUCCGACGUGGGUUCCAUCCUCCCUGCCGGUGAAUUCUCCGGCCUGUCUAAUAAGUCGUACCAGACCUUGUAUCGACUCAACAUGGGUGGACCCAUCAUCACCCCUCAGAACGACACCCUUGGGCGAACUUGGGAUUCCGACCAGAAAUAUCUGAAUCCCAAAGACUUGGCGAAAAGCGUGUCCGUCUCUCCCAGCAUCAUCAACUAUCCCGCUGAAGGCCUGUCACCCUUGAUCGCACCCAACUGGGUCUAUGCGUCCGCUGUUGAGAUGGCCGAUUCGAGUGUUUCAAAGCCUAAUUUCAAUGUAACAUGGAAACUUGACAUCGACCCGGCAUAUGGAUACCUCAUCCGGAUGCAUUUCUGUGAUAUCGUGAGCAAAUCACUGAAUGAUCUCUACUUUAAUGUGUACCUUAAUGAAAAAGCGGCCAUCUCCGGGCUGGAUCUGUCGGCCAUUACAUCGAAUUUGGCGGUACCUUACUACAGAGAUUUUGUUUUCAAUGCUUCCAUGCUAUCGCCCGAGACACUCAUAGUCCAAAUAGGCCCUCUGAAUGAUCACAACACAGGUACAGUUAAUGCAAUCCUCAAUGGUUUGGAGGUGUUGAAGAUGAGCAACUCGGUUGGGAGUUUGGACGGAGAAUUUGGUGUUGAUGGAACCAAAGCGGAUGACGCAUCUAGCAAAGGGGCUGUUGCAGCUGUGGGAUUCGCUAUGAUGUUCGGAGCCUUUGUGGGUCUUGGUGCAAUGGUGAUUAAGUGGUAUAAGAGGCCACAAGACUGGGAGAAGAAGAACAGCUUCUCUUCGUGGUUGCUCCCUCUUCAUGCAGGACAAUCUACCAUCAUGGGGAGCAAGUUAGGGUCUCACAGGAGCAACUUCAACUCAUCGACACUUGGGUUGGGUCGGUACUUCUCGUUGUCGGAGUUGCAGGAGGCAACAGGGAAUUUCGAUCAAAAUGCGGUGAUUGGGGUGGGAGGGUUCGGCAAUGUCUAUCUUGGGAAUCUCGACGAUGGGACCAAGGUGGCGGUAAAGCGAGGGAACCCACAAUCUGAACAAGGUAUCAACGAGUUUCAGACGGAAAUCCAGAUACUGUCCAAGCUUCGGCACAGACAUCUAGUCUCUCUAAUCGGAUACUGUGAAGAGAACUCAGAGAUGAUCUUGGUGUACGAGUACAUGUCAAAUGGACCCUUGAGAGACCAUCUGUAUGGGAAGAACUUGCCACCAUUGUCGUGGAAGCAAAGGCUAGAGAUCUGUAUAGGUGCAGCUCGUGGGCUACAUUACUUGCACACAGGUGCGGCCCAAGGGAUCAUACAUAGGGACGUGAAGACCACCAAUAUAUUAUUGGAUGACAACUUCAUUGCAAAAAUGGCAGAUUUCGGGUUAUCAAAGAAUGCGCCUAAUGCCAUGGAGCAGAACCAUGUAAGUACAGCAGUGAAAGGGAGCUUUGGAUAUUUGGAUCCUGAAUAUUUCAGAAGGCAGCAGCUAACUGAUAAGUCGGAUGUCUACUCUUUCGGUGUAGUGCUAUUGGAGGUUCUGUGCGCAAGGCCAGCCAUUGACCCUGCUCUUCCAAGAGAUCAAGUGAAUCUGGCGGAGUGGGGUUUGCAGUGGAAGAGGAAGGGAUUGCUUGACAAGAUUAUUGAUCCAAGUUUAGUCGGAGUAAUCAAUCCUGAAUCCAUGAAGAAGUUUUCCGAAGCUGCAGAGAAGUGUUUGGCCGACCACGGCGUUGAUAGGCCUACCAUGGGAGACGUGCUUUGGAAUUUGGAGUACGCAUUACAGCUGCAAGAGGCUUCUUCUCAGGGUAAGAUGAUGAUGAUGGAAGAAGAAAAUAAUUAUAAACCAUCAACAGGUGCAGCAGCUAUGCCUGUGGCCGCUGCUACAUCAUCAUUGCCGGCGGUGGUUGUGGUUUCGCAGCAACCCGACCUUCCUUCUAGCCCAGACAAUCGAUCGCUGCUCGAAUCCAACAGCAAUUCUCCAGCACAUGUACAUGCCAUUGAUGAUCAUCCUGGAACUGCAUUGAUCCCUCAGACUCCAGGGAUCAACGGUCGGUAA